UCCAAAUCAUUAAAUGUCAGGAAAAGCAAUUAUCCAAAAGGCCGCCCCAUUCUUCAAAACAAAUGCAUGGAAUCCAAUUAAAAAUGCUAUUGAAUCAGUUUAAUUGACUGAUUUCAAAGGAAAGUAUUUAUUGCUUUUCUUCUACCCAUUGAAUUUUACUUUUGUGUGCCCCACAGAAAUCAUCUAAUUCUCUAAAUUAGCUAAAUAGUUCAGAGAACACAACUGUGAAGUCCUUGGAUGUUCAGUUGAUUCAGUCUUUUCACAUGCUGAAUAUGUGAAGAAGCCCAAAGCUGAUGGCGGAUUAGGAGGAUUGGACAUUCUCUUGUUAUCUGAUUUGACCAAACAAAUCUCUUCAGAUUACGGAGUUCUAACAGAUAGUGGACUUUCACUAAGAGGAACAUUCUUAAUUGAUGGUAAUUAAAAUUUACGUCAUGCUUCAAUUAACGAUGCCCCAGUUGGAAGAAAUGUAGAUGAAUAUCUAAGAUUGUUGUAAGCCUUCCAAUUUGUUGAGAAACAUGGAGAAGUCUGCCCAGCUUCAUGGCAGCCAGGACAAGCCACCAUUAAACCAGAUAUUGAAAAAUCAAAAACCUAUUGGUAAAAUACACACGCCAAAAAUUGAGAUGAGCCCUUUUUAUAAUAAAUAUAAAGUAAAAUAUAUAAAACAUAUAUAUCUUUAUGU
This is a messenger RNA of Paramecium tetraurelia, 679 nucleotides long. RefSeq lists its product as uncharacterized. The record is from RefSeq and is a predicted model, not a curated record. Gene Ontology annotation, biological process: cellular response to stress; hydrogen peroxide catabolic process; response to oxidative stress. The transcript has 3 exons. Lineage: Eukaryota; Ciliophora; Oligohymenophorea; Peniculida; Parameciidae. Gene Ontology annotation, molecular function: thioredoxin peroxidase activity. Gene Ontology annotation, cellular component: cytosol.